This is a messenger RNA of Paramuricea clavata, 354 nucleotides long. Lineage: Eukaryota; Metazoa; Cnidaria; Anthozoa; Malacalcyonacea; Plexauridae. The record is from the annotation of a GenBank genome assembly.
AUGGAGUCACCUGUCUUAGAGGAUCUCAACUCCUACAGGCAGAUUGUUGGAAGCCUUAUUUAUGUAAUGACACGUACUAGACCAGAUUUGUGCCACAUUGUUACGAAGUUAUCUCAACACAUGUCAAAACCUAUGGUAGCAGCUUUAAAUGCAGCAAAGUAUAUUCUUAGGUACUUGAAAGGAACGUCUGUUUUAAGUUUAAAGUUAAGAAGAAUGGAACACCCUUUGGAGUUGAUAGGUUUUAUUGACUAUGAUUGGGGAGGUUGUGUUAGUGAUAGAAAGAGUAUUUCAGGUUAUUGUUUUCAAAUGUCAGAAUUAGGACCUUUGGUGUCCUGGAAAAGUAAGAAACAGUAG